Molecule: messenger RNA, 6000 nt
Organism: Aspergillus homomorphus CBS 101889
Lineage: Eukaryota; Fungi; Ascomycota; Eurotiomycetes; Eurotiales; Aspergillaceae
Product: ATP-binding protein
Exons: 3
Coding region: 1-6000 (1999 amino acids)
Source: RefSeq, a predicted model, not a curated record
AUGGCUUCCAGUCACCCAAUGGGAACCAUUCCGGUGAACGGGGGUGUCACCUCGCUUCCAAUCUUGCGGGAGACGGUCAACACCGUCUCAGAAGAAUGUCCCACACGCCUGGGACUAACGGCCGAGGAGAUUGAGAGCAAAGCCCCAAGUCUAGAUGACUUUUUCGAGACUAUCGCCGCAGAGCGGCUUCGGCGCAUGCCUCCAGAUGGCAGUCGUUUGGAUGGUGUUCUCAGACGAGCUUCACGCCUUGCCGUUGCUGUUGGUUCGUUGCGCGAUUCGGUUUCAAGUUACAUGGACGGCGCGGACGAGGCCACUGCGCUGGUUUGGGGAACAACACUGCUACUGCUCGAGAUGGGCAUUGACCAAAUUGACAUAAUUGAAAGCCUAUUCGGUCGCUAUGGACGUAUCACCAUGGGCAUCUCGCUACUACUUCAGCAAGAAACCUACUUCCCGACAUCUCGACCUUUGCAGCAACAGGUUGCCGAGAUAUACGCGCAUAUUCUGCAACUUGUCGUUCAUGUGGCCUGGGAAUAUCGUCAAGGGGCGAAGACCCAGCAUCGGCAGUCGAUGAAUGCUGCCAUUGAUAUGGCUUUUUUCCGCUACUUCAACCGCUUUGCCACUCACUGGCGUCGUGUUUCUGAGCUCGUGCUGCAAACCGGGAUUGCGAAGCACCAGACGUCAGUUGAUUUGUCGGUAGUCUACCAGUUUCUUGAGCUACAAGACCGCCCAUUGCAGGUGCUGCUUGAGGGCCACAGCCAUUCCCUGGCAGACGGUUCCUUUUCCUGGUUCGAGCCGCAUCUGACCACCUUUGCUAUGAGCCGCCGGAGUCUUAUGAUGAUCCGAGGCAAUCCCGGCUCCGGUAAGAGCGCGCUCGCUCAGUGGACUGUAGAGCGACUUCAAGCCUCGUCGGAGUAUGACAUAUGGAAUGUCGUCCCGAUCAUCAUCAGAUCGGACGUCCCAAUCACGACCCUCACGCUCAGCAUCCUCAAAGGAAUAUUGAUUCAGAUACUUGACCAUUCAGUGGCCAGCCGCAAGACCCAAGAUGCCAUUCUGACCGCUGUAACCGGCGCUAUCGAGUUGGCCGUAGCGGGCGCGUCUGAUCCUCAAGUAGAGGGACAGCUUUGGACUGCCAUUCGCGCUGCUGUACAGUCUAACUUGCACUUCAUGUUGGUGGUGGACGGAUUCGACCAAAUGAAGCACGCCGAGACGACAGUCAGCGCGUUCCUGGGUCUGUUGCAAGACACGGUGGCCGACACCCCUUCUAAGUUGAUUAUCUUUAGCCGGCCAAUGUCCAAAGAACUACUACCUAUUCGCGAGACCACGAAUACACACCAGAUCGCCAUGAAUGCUGCCACAACCCAGCACGACAUGCAAGUGGCUGUUAACGAUAUGAUGAUGACCGAAUCCUCAUUCUCAGGGCUUGAGUCCUCUCAACGAGAGUCAUUGGGAGCGGCCAUCGUGUCCCGCUCCCAAGGCUGUUUCAUCUGGGCACAAUUAGCCGUAGAAGCGGUGCAGCAGCGAACAACCGUCAGUGAAAUGACAUCAGCUGUUGCAAAGAUGCCCAACACACUGGGGGACUUGAUUGACCACCAUCUGCGCACUACAAAUAUCAGACGCGAAGAUGCAAAGAACCUUUUAGGAUGGCUAGCUGCUAGCGAGCGCCCUCUGCGCAUCCCAGAGGUGGAACAACUUAUGGCAGUUGAUAGCAAGACACUCAAAGUGGUAUCCCGGUCUUUUAGCCUUGAGCGCGACCUUUUCCAGCCUCUUAGGCGUCUUGUUGCUGUUCGCGAUGGCUUCGUUUCUUUCCGUCACCCGAUGAUCCGAGAGCAUUUGCAAGCGCGAGCUCAGAUGCGUCAAGAACUGCCAUUCUCGUUGGCGGAUGCUCAUUUUGAUCUUUUGAUCCGAUGCUUGGCUUGGGUUCGCCGUACGGUGACCGACGAGGUUUCUCUUGCGUGGGACAAAAUGAGCGUUUUCGUGCGCGACCGCUAUCUGGAUGCUUAUGUCUUGCUUGAGUACACCGCACGCUACUGGCUCUCACACAUGCUGGCCUCACCGAUGGCAUCAUCCGAUCGCGAGCUUUCUUUCCCCGAGACUUUCCGUCGUGCUCUACCUGACACUGUGCUCUUUUCACAGCUGGAGCUGACCAAUCGCGAGUCACAGUUCAGUCGCUCAAGCAUUGUGGAGUUGUACCGGUUAUCUGUCGGCGUCCGCCGUGUCGUGCUGGGUAAUGAGUCUCCUGCGCUCUUACAGAGUCUGAUUCUUAGCGCUCGUGCUGCAGAGCAAACCCAUGCGAGCUGGGCCAAUGAUCACCUGUAUGAGGCAUGGAUGCGCAGCCGUUCGCAGCUGGGACCUUCCAACACGAUUACACGAGACCUCGAACAAAUGCUUAUUGCCAAUGGUCAAGCGGACCGCACGACAGGCAUGAAGACCGAGGCCCUAAAGGAUAUGGCACUGUCGGGAUGGGAUUCAUCCGAUAUCAGCUUUGCGCAAAGACUCCAAUACCUUGAUAAAUUGGUGACAUCAUAUAAUGCUAACAACCAGCAUGAUGCCGCAUACUCAGCUUCUAAGCAAUUCUACCGUCAGACGGUUCAAACAUACGGUAACCACUCUCCUGAGACCCUGGCGGCAGCUGAGUACCUCACAAAACACUUCGACAUCGCGCCUCCGGAUGAGAUGGCGCUUGAGCUUGCGCGAACCAAAUAUGAGAUGAUGCUUCAUUCGAUGGAUGCCACCGACCCUCGACGAGUAGCAUAUUCGCUCUAUCUAGCGCAGCUGUAUGAAGAGAAUAACCAGGUCGGUAAAGCUGACACGGUGCUAUCUCGACUUUGGGCAGGUCUUUCGGCUCGUGGCCCGGACUCCACCGAUUCUUGGGAUCAGAAAACAAGGGUUGCCUUUUACUACUCCCAGUUUUUACGUCGUCAGCGUCGUCCCGACCAAGCCACGGGUAUUCUUCGCGAUCUAUCGGCGGAUCUCGAGGCUGGGGGUGGUGUCAACUCACCUCAGAUGGUUAAACGCGCCGAGGAACUUCGCGGCGAGGCUCGCCAGAUGAAUCUGAAAGAUAUGGACCGAGCCCUCGCCCUGCAGAUGUGGAAGUAUUACAGGUCUUCCGGACAGCAGUACACUCCUCAAGCUGUUUCCUUGGCAGAGUCCCUGACUGAAGGUAUCAUACCGACAAAGGGUACUGCGGACUCCCUCGGUUCCCGCUUGUCGACACUUUCCCCAGAGGAUAAUGAGUUGCUACCUGGCUGGAUCGAUACCGUUGCUUCUGCUCGCAGCGAACGCGAUUUGAUGUCAAUCCUCAAUCUAUCUCACCAGCUGGCAAGUCAGCGGAUGGCAGCCGAGAAAUGGCGUGAAGGUAGUGAAUGUGCCUGGGCGGUGCUGAAGCACGUCUGGCCCACUGUCGAGGAUCCGCAGUCCAAAGCGAGGUUCCCGUCAGAGCAGGCGCCGUUGAUAGCCAGCCUUGCUCUUGAUCACGCCUAUUGCCUGUUCCGUCGCUUGGAUGUGGCAAUGGCUACCAUCGUAUAUGGUAAUGCUUUCAAGGCGUCCAUCACCGCGGAUCAAGUGGCCGUACCAUCUGUCACAACUGUUGUCAAAACCGUGGUAGAGUUUUACGAGACCACUUUCCAGUUUGACAAAGCUAUGAUGUUGCUGCAUCAGGUUAGCGACUUCUUUGCAUCGAGGCUGGGCAGCAACGAUAAGCAUACUCUUGACAGUCGCUACUACGAAGCAGAUCUAGCGCUUCGACUUGACCGUCGCUCUGAGGCAGAAGAAAGCUACAGUCAGAUCUAUAUAGCCUGUAUUCCCGAUGGCAGGGUUACAUCGUCUGGCGUUCGCGCUGCUGUAGCUUUGGUCACCUUGUACGAGCAAGACAAGAAGUGGGAACAUGCUCUUGAUGUAUACCGGCACCUGUGGCCUACACUCGUACACUUUGACGAGAGAGAUGGAUAUGACCGGGCUCUUUUGGAGGGUCUGCUUCCAAAGACAUACAGCGGCUACAUGUCCAUUCUGGAGAACAUGUCCUCUACCGAGGCCGGAUAUAAUGAGCGAUACCAGGUCGCAUCGCAGCAUCACCAGCUCUGCAGGAAGCUGUACGGGCCCACAAGUCAUCGUACUCGUGAUGCGACCAUGACACUUGCAGGAAUCUGCGCUGCUAAUAAUCAGCAUAGAAGCGAAGCACUUCAGUUGUACGAACAAGCUCUUAAGACAGAUGACUGGGUACCUUCUGCUGAAGCCUCACGCUCGCUUCCUGACAUGACGCAGCCACUGCCCAUGGAUAUCAAACAUCGUAUGGCUCAGUUGUUCAUGCUGCAGAAGGAUACAUCCCCGCAAGCUCGGGCUUUCUAUACCGAAGAGCUUGCGUUGUCCAAGCAGCAGCAAGGGUUAUCCGCCCCGACCACGCACUUGUGGCUUCGUGAGAUAGCAAGGCUGUACGCGCUUCAAGAUAAUCCGGAGUCGCGUCGCCAGGGAGCCGAAAUACUGCAUGAGCAUGUUGAUGAGGUCGUACAUGUCACAGCUAAUCAUGAUGCGCUGGUCGAACGCGCUCAUGGUCUCGCCGAGAUCUACCUCGAAUGCGGAUAUAUCGAUGAAGGCUGGGCGCUCAUCAACGAGCUGCAUCAGCAGGUCAUACACGAUACUCCGGCUUCUCAUCGUCAGAAUCUGGCUGAGUACCGACCUGCAGCAUUCGUUGCCGCUUUCGAAGAAGUAUUUGGCCGAACACGUUCAUCACGUCAAAUCUUGGACGACUUGUCUCGUGAAGGACAGGUCUAUAAUGUCUUCCAACAGCAUCUGUCCGGACAUGAUCUCAUGCCCACAUUGGCAGCAGGCGACAAGCUGCAUAAGCUGCAAACUGAGCAGAAGCGCAUCGCUGCGGCCCAAGAUACCCAGGACAAACUGUAUGAGUUCUUCUGCAACACACUUUCGGUGGCGCAGCCGCUACGAAAGAAGGAUAUUGUGCACCAGUUCUACAUCAUGUGCCGUCGCGAGUCGCAGCAUGAAGACUACAACAUCAAUAUUGUAACUCAGACCACGGGGCUCGUGCGAGACUUGUGCAACCGCUCGCGCUUCCAGGAUGCGGCUGAUGUGACCGGUGUGUUCCACUCAUUUGUCCACUUGACAGACGGACUGCGUCUGUCGGAGAGCAUCUUUACCGCUAUCAAGCUCUGUUUGUUCCUCAGCGGUUACCAGGUGAACAAGUGCACCGACGGGGCAAUUGCAAAGAAUAUGUCGUUCGAGUCGCAAAUGCUCCUCCAGGAGAUCAUGGCGAACGCGCGAGACCUCCCAAUGGAGUAUUCUGAGCUACCAUUCGCGGAGCUGAAUGACCUGGUGACUGUAUUGGGUGAGCAUGAAAUGUUCGAAGAUUUGGAGUCUAUCCUCACCGAUCUUUGGACCUCGCGAAUUGUCCAGAAAACCUGGUCUCUACCUGCUGUGGUAUGGAUCGGCCGUCGGCUGGUGGAGACUCGAUUCUGCCGCGGGCAAGCCACUGCAGCCACUACGCUAGGCAAGGACAUCUGUUACAACCUGCGCCAGGUCUGGGGUAAUGCCGACCCGGUGACUCUGGAGAUGAAUAAGCUCCUGUCCGGGCUGUACACCGCCUCGGGCAACCACCUUGCUGCUGCGGCGCUGCACGAGACCGCGCUGGCUGAGCUCUUGAACAGCGAGACCAGCGACCACAAUGCGGCCGUGAACGCAGUGACCCAGCACCUGGAGCUGCUGCAACGCGCCCAGGGACGCUUGGUGAGGGAGGGACAGAGUGCCGCGAUUGACGCCACGGCCGCCCAGGAACGGGUGCAGGACAUCGCCACCAAGUUCGGGCUCUCCCCCACCAAGCUGGAGGCCGGCAGCAAGUCCGACGAGUCGAUGGGCAUGUGGCAGCGGCCGCGUCGGUUCAGCCUGGACGUGGAGGAGUUGGAGACCCAUCAGAACCACCUCCGCCAGUCGAGCGGGUCGGCGCUGCUGACGGGCAACGGAGGGGCCAAGCGUCUCUCAAUCACCGCGCUGUAA